CAUCCUACUAUCCUACUCUUGCAUUGAGCCCAAACUGCCACGGCUCCAGUUUGUUGGUUUCCGAAGGUCAUUUCCGCCGGCCUGUUUAAAUUCCACCGCGAAAUUCAGCGCCACAUCACGACCUGCAAGCGAGGCUACUGGCUACUGUCAAAAUGGCGACCGUAAGGGGGAUGAAGUAAAUCUCCCUAGAUUGUUGUGAUUAACGCCUAAAGUACUUACCUGUUCAUCGCAAUGAUAGUGAUGAGCCAAGAAUCAUUGACAAGAAUUGUUGUGCACACCAUAAGUAUAUGGAUGUUCCCCUUGUCUCACUAAUCUGUCAUCUCCCGGUGUGUGAGCUAACCUUAUCUCAAGUGGCUGCAAAACUUUGGUUGUUUAAGUGGUUGUGCUCAAAAUGUCGGGUUUCCAGUCGAAGAGAGAAGGUUAUAACUUUGUUCCUGACUUUGUUGAAUUGAACGUGGAUCACAGUUUACACGAUGAUUCCGUAGAUUCUUUUUCUGUCUUCCGUCGCCGCUCUGUGUGGAGGUGGUGGAAUCAAUUUUCCCGAUUUCAGAAGAGUUUAGUGUACUUAUUACUAGUUUUAGUAGGUUUGUUGUACCUCUAUUGGCUAUCAACCCAGUAUGUACGACCUAAUCCAUACAUAGAUACUCAGCUGUCUGCAAGCCAGAGACAAGCACCUACAGAACACCAACCAAUUAGUAAUGAAGUAGUUAUUGACAAUAAGCCUCACGACAGCUCUAAAGGUGAUGAAGCAGUCCUUGAAGACGCCGCAGAGGGUGCAGCAGCGCCUGAAGAAGAGGCUGUGGGGCCGCCUGGAGGUCAUUUGGUCAAUGUUGGAGAGCAGCCAGGAACUGUAAAACCGCUGGAUCCUCUAGUGAAACCUAUUGCAAUGAAGUUCAGUGGCCCAUCAAAUGAAAGACAGGAAGCUGUUCUAAAUGCUUUCAAACAUGCUUGGAAAGGUUAUAAACAGUAUGCAUGGGGUCAUGACAAUCUCAAACCAAUAUCUGCCACUUACCAUGAUUGGUUUGGCCUAGGAUUGACGAUUGUUGAUUCUCUUGAUACAAUGUACAUUAUGGGCCUACAGGAUGAAUUUGAUGAGGCAAAGAAAUGGGUUUCACAUUCCUUACGGUUAAAUGCUGACCGGGAUGUGAACUUAUUUGAAGUGACUAUUCGAGUCCUAGGAGGUUUACUUAGUGCUUACCACCUCAGCGCUGAAAGGAUAUUUUUAGAGAAAGCGGUGGAGCUAGGAGAUAGACUGCUUCCAUGCUUUGAAUCUGACUCCGGUGUUCCAUUUUCUGAUGUCAAUCUUGGUUCUCUAAAAUCUCAUUCACCUAAGUGGAGCCCUGAUAGCAGCACCUCAGAAGUCACAACUGUCCAACUUGAGUUCCGAGAUCUUAGUCGCAUUACUGGUGAUCCUAAAUAUGAGAAAGCUGUUUCAAGAGUAUCAGAGCAUAUUCACCGCUUACCAAAGACUGACGGACUUGUUCCAAUUUUUAUUAAUGCCCACACCGGACAAUUUCGCACUUACUCCACAAUAACUCUAGGGGCCCGGGGUGAUUCAUACUAUGAAUAUCUCCUUAAGCAGUGGUUGCAAACUGGCCAGACAGUUGAUUAUUUCAGGGAUGACUAUUUAGAAGCAAUGAGAGGAGUUGAAAAACACCUUGCUCGGCACACACCUCGUAAAAAGUAUCUUUUUAUUGGGGAGCUAAUGACUGGGGGCAAGGAUUUCAAACCAAAAAUGGAUCACUUGACCUGUUACCUACCUGGGACAAUGGCUUUAGGUGUGCAUUAUGGCCUUCCUCAGAAACAUAUGGACUUUGCCAGUGAAUUGUUAUACACAUGCUAUCGGACCUAUAAAGAUCAACCAACAGGACUUGCUGCCGAAAUCACCUAUUUUAAUUUACAGGACACUGGAAAAGAUGAUAUGUUUGUAAAAACUAAUGAUGCUCAUAAUCUACUACGACCAGAAACUCUAGAGAGUUUGUAUAUUAUGUACCAGCUGACAGGGAACACAACCUACCAAAACUGGGGAUGGGAAAUUUUUCAGGCCUUUGAAAAGUACACCAAGACAUCUGUUGGAUACACCUCAAUUGGUAAUGUAAAGUCAACCCAAAGUCCUAGACCUAAAGAUAUGAUGGAAUCAUUCUUUCUUGGAGAAACUCUGAAAUAUCUAUACUUAUUAUUUUCGGAUGAUAGGUAUCUGAUUAGUCUUGAUCAGUUUGUUUUCAAUUCAGAAGCUCACCCAUUACCCAUUUAUGACUCAUAAAAAAUGUGUUACUACAUUAUUGAUAUGAUAUUAAUAGCAAUACUGACUUAAUUCUCAGACAAUUAGAUUACCUAUCUCUUUAUUUUUUAUUAACUUGUUUGUAGUCUCAAGGAAUCUCUUGUAGUCACCAUAUUUUCAAAAAAAUGUGCAUAAACAAUUAUUAUUUCCUUACUUCCAAUUACUUUUAAAUUUAUUUAUCUGCCUUACUCAGUUGUUUCAGAAGGGACAGGGUAGGUUAAUAUUAUUUGGUAACUCGUUAUUAGUUGUUCACCAAUACUUUCGUGUAUACCUUUGUGCUAUUUUAAAAUGUAUAAGAGGCUGCUGCACUUCUACUUUUCUCUACCUUUAUUUACUUAAAUCUCAUUGUAUAAUUUUUGGCUGAACUGAAGAUGAUAUAUACUCUCAAUAGUUAUAUGUAGCAUUGCCAUUUUUAUGGACUGUUCAAUUUGUUGGUUUGUUGGUAUUUUUUGUUUUUCUUCUUUGUUUUUGUGUUGACUCAAGGAUAGUUUGACUACCAGACUGGCCUUACUGCUGUGAUAUUAUUGUGAUUUGAUAAGGCCUCCCAACAUCCUUUUUUAACUCAUAUUUCCAUUAACUCUCUCCAUACAUUCAUUUGAUUUGGUUCUCUUAAAGGAAUCUACUGAAUCUAAAAAAGUCAAUGCCAAUGUAAAAUUUGGCAAUUGAAUUUCUCAUUCUUGCAAAUAUGACACUCCUAUUUUAAUCCGAGUGCUUGUACUGCAUGGUGUUUCUUUGCACCCUGUUUCUGCGUAUUUAGUCAGCAAUAUUGUUGUUCAUUGUAUGUUGUCCCCAUAUGAUGUUUUACAAUACUUUGUUCUGAAGUACUAUCAGCUUUCGAUGUUUACAAAUAUGAUCGUGAUGUAAAAUUUUACAUUGUAUGUGUUAAUUAGCCAAUAACUUGCAUAUCUUGUCGGGUACUCAGAUUCUUGGUAUUCUUCAUGUGGGGCGUGAUAUUUUUUUCUCCCUUUUUUAUGUACAUUGAAAAUUAACAUGUUUUUAAAGUUAGAAUUUUGAUAGAAAGGUGAAUGGAUCUUUAUGUUUAAUCCACUUUUGUGAUACAAUCUGGAUGUUUGUCAAUUUGAAACUGCUCUUGGUUUUUAUUUCUAUGAUUUGUUGUUUAGAUUAUUGUAUCUCAAUUUAUAUGCUUGACUAUUGUGAUGUAAAUGUUCUUUGAAUUUUGAAGGGUUUAGUCUCACCCUUGCCAAACUUAUGUUAAGUAUUGUUAAUGUUGUAGAUAAUUUUUGUAGACAUGGACAUGAGAAAAGAAUAUGUAAGUGGGCCUUCUAAAAUUUAGAUAAAAUAAUUCUUCUCCCUUCUGAAAAUGACCCACUGGUUGAAUUGACAAAACAUCUGCAUCUUCAAUCUUCACAUAUCAGUUUGUCCAUAGGAAUUUGGUACUAUCCAAUCAUUAUUUACCUGUCUUAAUACUGUAUUUUCACAAGAAAGGUUUGGUGGUUUGGUGGUUUCUUCUUUCAUAACCACCAUAACUUAAGUAGUAUUUUCCUACCAGAAUGAAUCCGUUUCUGUUCAAUAAUCUCACAUUUGUAGAUUUAAUCAUUGAUAUGCAUUUGCAUAACCUUAUGUAGCUGAUGACCUGUGCCAAGUUUACCUUGUGAUUGGCUAUCUCUUUUCAUCUGUGCCGUUAUUAUGAAAAUUGUACUAAACUACAGAAUAUGCAAUGUUUAGUACCGUAAGUCACAUUGUGGUGCAGCUUUGCUGUGAAAUGCCACACUUUAUAUGCAAAUCGCGUUAGACUGAACGAUUUUAUCCUGUUCCCUACAGUAAUUUUUUUUCUUUGAAAUAUUUCUAAUUUAUUAUGAGAGAGGGCCUUGUGGAGAUCUGAUACCUCUGGGAUGCAGAAUUUUUUGUAGAUUGCAACUGUCAUGCUAGACAAAUAGUUCAAUUUAUUUUCAUUUUAUUAUUUUAUUUUUGUGUAUAUAUUAUUCCCUAUCUAGCACAAUGGCGAGAACAUAAAAUUCUGUCAGAUGUAUUUAGUUAAAUGGACUGCAUUUCUUGUUACUCCAUGUUAUACGAUGUCAUACCUACUAUGAGUAAGUACGGUAUUUUAUUUCUGUGGGUUUUGAUAUAUUGUAAGAUUGUAUAUACUAUUUUCUCUUUAUUUUAAAUUGUAAUACAUGACCGGUUGUCCAAAAGCAAUUCAACAUUAUUGUGAUUGAUAACUAGUCAUCAGAGUGGCUUGGACAGGCAUGUUUGGAAGACUAUGAUUUAAGUAUGACUUAAGUUUUAGCACAGGAUGAAUGUGAUCUGUGUAACUUUUUUUUUGUCUCGCACACAAAUUCGAAUGUACUUAUAAAAAAGCUACUGAAUCUAUUUUGGUAAGCCGAAAUCAGUAAAAGGCAUCAGGUAUAA
This is a messenger RNA of Frankliniella occidentalis (western flower thrips), 4651 nucleotides long. RefSeq names its product endoplasmic reticulum mannosyl-oligosaccharide 1,2-alpha-mannosidase (gene alpha-Man-Ib). Lineage: Eukaryota; Metazoa; Arthropoda; Insecta; Thysanoptera; Thripidae. Gene Ontology annotation, biological process: carbohydrate metabolic process; N-glycan processing. Bases 392 to 2263 code for a protein of 623 amino acids. The record is from RefSeq and is a predicted model, not a curated record. Gene Ontology annotation, cellular component: membrane; endoplasmic reticulum. The transcript has 11 exons. Gene Ontology annotation, molecular function: calcium ion binding; mannosyl-oligosaccharide 1,2-alpha-mannosidase activity.